Apodemus sylvaticus (European woodmouse) is the source of this 8484-nucleotide messenger RNA. RefSeq names its product endogenous retrovirus group K member 8 Gag polyprotein-like. The transcript has 4 exons. The record is from RefSeq and is a predicted model, not a curated record. Gene Ontology annotation, molecular function: nucleic acid binding; structural molecule activity; zinc ion binding. Gene Ontology annotation, biological process: viral process. Bases 348 to 2411 code for a protein of 687 amino acids. NCBI's taxonomy places the organism in Eukaryota, Metazoa, Chordata, Mammalia, Rodentia, Muridae.
GGCUGAGCCCUGCUCAAUGUCCGGUCCGUUUUAAACUGGAUCCCGCCCUGGCACCCUGCUUUUCCGCCGCGGCGCGCUCCUGAUGUGCUGAUGCUGUGUUCAGGAUGAUAAUGAAUUCAAGCUCCAGACCUUGAGAGGAACUAGUCCGACUUCCAGAAGAGAAGGUAGCACCUCUUCAAGGCCCUGAAAAACGACCUGCUGGACGUGUCGAGUGGCGCCCGAACAAGGGACCUGAAGAACGGUCAACUACCAGACGACAGAGAAACCCCGGGAAGAGGAUUCAAGGACCCCACAGACCGCAUCGCUGGAGGGGCAGGUAAACAGCCAAACAUUGUCGUCCGAUUGUCAUGGAGAAACAAUUAUCAGAAGAGACUUGUUUCAUAGGAGGAAUCAAGCAUUCGCUCAGGGAGAGAGGAAUAAGAGUCAAGAAAAAGGAUUUAAUUAAGUUCUUCUGUUUUGUUGAUGAAAAAUGUCCUUGGUUAAUUUUAAGUGGACCUGAUAUUCACCCGCUAACUUGGGAUAAGGUUGGUAAGGAAAUUAAUGACAUUCUGAAAACUGGUGAACCAGUGUCUGAUACAUUCUUUAGUUACUGGGGCCUUAUAAGGGAUAUAAUAAAAGAUGCAAAGAAUGGAGGGGAGAGUGCCCGUCUGUUAGCUGUUGCUGGUGACUUUCUGCAAGCCUCGUGUCCGCCAUCAUGCAAAAGCGAAAGUGGCGAUGGUGAGCCGUGCUCUCCGUGUCCCUCUGUAAUUGUAGAUAUGCCUGGGGACAUGGAGGACCCUCCUCCAAAAAUUACACGAUCCUUAGAGGAUCCCAAAAUUCCUAGAAAUAUAUACCCUUCUCUUAAGGAGAUUUCAAAAAACCAAAAUGAAACUAAAAACGAGCGCCGCCCGCGCAGCUCCUCUGACUCAGAAUUAGACCUAGCAUCCGAGGCUGAAUUAAAGGAGGAGGCUGCCACAUACAAAGAGGAGAGGUAUGGUGGCGGACCCCGAGAACCUCAAGUCUUUUUCACUCAGCCCCUGCCACACCUAUAUCCCCUAACCCCCCCUGUGUCUCUGCCGGCCUCGGUGGUUGAAGGGUUAACCAAAACAAAAGCUGUGCUUCAGGCGCAAAUCACUGGGCUCAAACAAGUCCUACAUCUGCAACAAGAAUUAGUGGACCUUUCUUUAGAAAUUCAAAACCUGCAAGAAACUAUGAGAAAAGGACAGGAUCCCCCGAACAAGCGACUGUCCGGCCCCUUAAAGAAACAUCAGCCUAAAGUCAUGACCGGGACGCGUGCUAGACAAACCAGAAAUGAACCCGAGCCGGACAGCACCGGUCCUAAUCAAAGGGGAGACAGCGAUGAGGAUCAAGAAACUGAGGGAGAACAAGACUGUGAUGAGGUAGCUGAGGACUCUGAGGGAGAAGGAUCUGAUCAAGGGGACUAUGAGACCUUGUGCCCUGUGUACAAAAAACUUAAAUUUAAGAGUAUUAAGAAAUUGCAUUCAGCUGUAAAAACCUACGGCAUGAAUGCACCCUUUACUUUGUCCAUACUAGAGGGACUCGCAGGAUCCAGAUAUCUAAUACCUGGUGAAUGGAUUAAAGUGGUGCAAUCCGUCCUUAGCAGAGGACAGUACUUAACUUGGAAAUCAGAAUUCAUUGACAGAGCAGAAAAUCUUGCCGCCAGAAAUAGAAAAAAUCCCUUGAGUAAAACUGCCUCCUGGACAGCAGAUAAGCUGUGUGGAAGGGGUGCAUUCACCUCUGAGGAAAAGCAACGAGGGCUAUCCCCUGGCAUCCUUGCUCAGACUGCACAAGCUGCCUUGUCUGCUUGGAGAGCGGUUCCCGCCACAGAGGCAAUCACUACCCCCUUAACUAAAAUAAUUCAAGGAGCCCAGGAGCCCUAUGCUCAAUUUGUGGGGAGAUUGCAGGAAGCAGCAGAAAGGAUCCUAGGUCAAAGUGAACGUGAAGGGCUCCUCGUUAGGCAGCUCGCCCUUGAGAACGCCAACCCGGCAUGCAGAGCCGUGCUACGAGGCAAAACCAAGGACCUUGAUAUCUCAGGAAUGAUUAAACUCUGUAAGGAUGUGGACCCCUUUAUAUAUCAGGUAUCCAAAUCCAUCAGCCUGGCUAUCAGAGCCAUCUUUCAAAAGAUGGGGGAUUCUAGUCGCCCCAGGAGCAAGACGUACUUUCGGUGCAGACAGCCCGGUCAUUUUGCAAGAGAAUGUAGCACUCCCAGGCAGACACCCAAUCCUGCCCUCAGCAGAGGGGCCAUAAAACCUGCACCGCCGGGAGUCUGUCCCCGCUGUAAGAAAGGCAGGCACUGGGCUAAUGAGUGUCGUUCUAAGACUGAUAUCCAUGGACAAGCCCUUACUUCGGUCCCGGGAAACAGGCCACAAAGGGGCCCUUACUCUCAGUCCACAGCACACCCCAAAAUAUAGGAGCAGACACCGAUGACAACACCCUAUCUAGGGCAACAGCAGGGAGCGCAGGACUGGACUCACGUCCCUCAACCACCCAGGUUAUAACCCCCGAGGAAGGGACUGUUAUUAUAGAAUCUGGAAAGUUUGGGCCCCCGCCUUCUGGUAUGUUUUUCUUGAUAAUUGGACGAGCUUCAAGCUCCCUUCAAGGCCUCAUCAUACUCCCUUCUAUAAUAGAUGCUGACUGUUCAGGAGAGAUCAAGUUUCUUGCCACUGCCACGAGGGGUCCAUUAACACUCAGAGCCGGACAAUGCAUUGCACAAGCGUUGCCCCUUCCUUUGAUGGGGUAUUUUCCCCACAAGAGAGAGGCACAGCUCUUCCUCCCCUGGUUCUUCUGAUAUCUACUGGAUUCAGAAGCUAACUAAAGAGAGGCCCAUGAUGACGCUAUGGCUGGAUGGUAAACAGUUUCAGGGCCUUUUAGAUACUGGGGCCGACACAACAGUGCUUUCCUCCAGGCACUGGUCUUCAGCUUGGCCUCUUGAGGCCACGGCCACACACUUAAAGGAAAUAGGACAGUCACAAGAUACAUUACAAAGUUCAAGGCUUCUAACUUGGAGGGAUAAGGAAAAGAAUACAGGAACAGUUAGGCCAUUUGUAGUACCUGGACUCCCUGUUAACCUUUGGGGGAGAGAUAUUCUAUCUCAAAUGGGGAUGAUGAUGUGCAGCCCCAAUGAAAUUAUUACCAAUCAAAUGUUAAAAACAGGGUUCCUCCCUGGGAAAAGGUUGGGUAAAUAUGAACAAGGAAUGACAUAUCCCCUGGUUCCCACCCCUAAUACAGAUAGGAAAGGCUUGGGUGCGGACCUUUUUUCAUAAGGACUGCUGAUCCCCCUGCACUCCAGGCUGAUAAAAUAUCUUGGCAAUCAAAUGACCCAGUCUGGAUCGAUCAGUGGUCCAUGCCUAAAGAGAAGGUUCAGGCUGCCCUAAAGUUGGUGCAGGAACAAUUAUCGCUAGGGCACCUUGAACACUCCACCUCCCCUUGGAACACUCCCAUAUUUGUUAUAAAAAAGAAAAAUGGCAACUGGAGGUUAUUACAAGACCUCCGAGAGGUCAAUAAAACUGUGAUCUCCAUGGGGGCACUACAGCCUGGGUUGCCUUCCCCAAUAGCUAUUCCCAAAGGCUUUCAUAAAAUAGUGAUUGAUAUAAAAGACUGCUUUUUCUCCAUCCCCCUUCAUCCUGAGGAUUGCGCUCGUUUUGCCUUUUCUAUCCCUAUUACUAACCAUGCAGGUCCCAAUCCCCGCUUUCAAUGGCGUGUAUUACCACAAGGAAUGGCUAAUAAUCCUACUUUGUGCCAGCGUUAUGUGGCACAGACUAUAGAUCCAAUAAGGAUAUGCCAUCCAAAGGCCUACAUUAUUCAUUAUGUCGAUGAUUUGCUAGUUUCCUCAGUUAAUCUAUCAGAAACCCAACAGAUAGCCCAAGAAUUGGUUCUUGCCUUAAAACAGAGAGGCUUUGUUAUAGCUCCCGAGAAGAUUCAAACACAGUUUCCCUUCUUGUUUCUGGGAUUUCAACCAGAACCUAUUACUGUCUGCUCUCAAAAGUUAACAAUCAGAGGAUCACAAUUGCAGACCUUAAAUGAUUUUCAAAAACUUUUGGGUGACAUUAAUUGGCUCAGACCAUAUCUUAAGCUGAUCACGGGCAAUCUUAAACCUCUCUUUGACAUUCUAAAGGGCAACGCUGAUCCUCUUUCCCCUAGAAUGUUGACCCCAGAGGCUAAAAGCUCUUUACAGUUGGUAGAGAGGGCUAUUAGCCAACAAUUUAUAGGAUAUUUUGACCCAUCCAAAAAUCUUUAUUUAAUUAUUUUCACAACAUUCACACCAACAGGCCUUCUGUGGCAGAGUGGGCAGCCACUUAUGUGGGUGCACCUACCAGCCACUCACCCUAAAAUACUCCCUACUUACCCUUCCCUAGUUUGCCAGGCCAUAUUUCUAGGGCUCAAAACAGCUAUCCGCUCGCUAUUUUGGCCACGAUCCAGAGAUAUUCACAAGACCUAUUCACAAGAGCAGUUUGCUUGGCUACAACAGAGAGAUGAGGAAUGGACUGUUUUAUUGUCCAGCUAUCAAGGGGAGUUUGAUACCCACCUACCAGGAGAUAAACUAUUACAAUUUCUCCAUAACAUUCCUUUUGUUUUCCCGAAAGUUAUGCGAUUAAAACCUCUAAGAGAUGCUUUAACUGUCUUUAUAGAUGGGUCCAAAAAUGGAAGGACUUUGUCAUUAGAAAUCGGGCCUCUCAUAUUAACACACCCUAUGCCUCUGCUCAAUUAGAAUUACAAGGCGCCCUUGAAGUAUUUAAAACAAUUAAUGAAAGUUUUAAUCUUUAUUCAGAUAGCCAUUAUGUAGUCAGAGCCCUCCAAGUUCUUGAAGUUGUCCCCAUUAUACAGCCUUCGUCACCGGCCUUCUCGUUGUUUUUUGAGAUACAACAGCAUAUAAGGGCUCGAACGAGCCCAUUCUUUAUAGGACACAAAAGGGCCCAUACAAACCUGCCUGGCCCUCUAACUAAGGGGAACGAUUUGGCUGAUAAAGUCACUCGCUUAGUAGCAUUGGCCUCCCUCACCGAUCCGCUUCAGGAGGCUCAGAUGGCUCAUUCCCUUCAUCACCUAAAUGCUCAAACAUUAAGACUUAGAUAUAAAAUAACUCGGGAACAGGCUAGACAAAUUGUAAAAAGUUGUAAAAAUUGUCUAACAUUGCUUCCUGAGCCGCAUCUGGGAGUCAAUCCCAGGGGCCUUGUUCCUGGAGAACUUUGGCAAAUGGAUGUUACUCAUGUUCCCUCUUUUGGAAAACUUAAAUUUGUGCAUGUGACUGUUGAUAUCUUUAGUGGAUUUUUAUGUGCCUCUGCACAGACCGGAGAGGCCACAAAAAAAUGUUAUUUCUCACAUGUUAUUUACCUUCUCUGUUAUGGGCCAACCCAAAAUACUUAAGACAGAUAACGGACCUGGUUAUACCAGUCAAAAAUUUAAGCAAUUUUGUUCUCAAAUACAGAUAAAACAUAUUACAGGCAUCCCCUACAAUCCCCAGGGUCAAGGAAUUGGUGAACGUGCCAAUCAAACGCUUGCAAAUACCCUUUAAAGCUCACCACUCAGGAAACCCUUUAUUCCUUUAAAGGCAAUGCUAAGCUCCUAUUAUCCUAUGCCCUGUUUGUUUUAAAUUUCUUAACUCUAGAUAAACAAGGGCACUCCGCCGCUGACCGCCUAUGGCAUCCGACAACAAAUAUGGAUUAUGCCCAAGCCCUUUGGAAAGACCCCCUAUCUGGGAAAUGGCAGGGGCCAGACCCUGUUAUCUGGGGAAAAGGGUCCGCCUGUAUUUAUAAUUCUAAAGAAGGGGCUCCCAGAUGGCUCCCUGAAAGAUUGAUAAAGCCGUAUAACAAAUUCCAGGGUGGCGCCUGAGAACAAAAUAAUUUUUCUUUUUCAGAAAAUGGCCUGCUGCUGGGUUGUGCAUGUGACUUCUCCUCCUACCAUUGAUGAUCAAUGGAGCAAUGCCACCCUACCAGAUCUUCAACUACACCUGGAUUGUCUGUAAUGAGGCCGGUGAUAUAGUCAAUGCUUCUUCCACACUUGGGGGAUCUCCUCGUUGGGAACCCCUUAUUUGUAGAUUUAUGCCAAUUGGCCUUGGGUGCUGGAGAAGCCACCACAUGCCAUAAACUACACCAGUCAACAACGUGGAAGGUUAUAGAAUCGCCCCUGGGUGUCAGAAUAAAUGCGCCCGAUCUUUCUUGGCCAUUACACCUAUCUAUGCUUGCCCUGGAGGCCACCGAGACCGGUCCUUAGGACAGAAAUGUGGUUUCCAUGACAAAUAUUUUUGUGCCUCUUGGAGCUGUGAGACCACGGGUGACACCUAUUGGAGUCCCCCUUCUUCUUCUUGGGACCUCAUUCAGGUCAAGAGAUAUAACCCUCCACAAGGUCAAUCCUAUGAUCAAUGGCAAGGGAACCCCUUCUCAGGACGGUCCACCCCUUUCUUUCCACAAUGUGAGUCCUGGUGAAAUACUUUACAAAUAACCUUUACAGGCCAUGGAAAGAAAUUUGCUUGGGAGGCUUCAUGAGGAGCUGAGUGGGGCUUAUGUGCCUAUAAAUCAGGCAAACACCCAUGUCUUUCCUGUAAAUUACAGUUGGAAAAGACGUUACCUUAUACACAUAGAGCCUCCAUUGGACCUAAUCAUCAAUUACUUAAUUUUGCCCCCUCAUCACCCAGGGGAACCCCAAAGUCUAAGAAUUCAUCAGCCACGCAGGCUCCACAUAUUUCUUCCUUGACUACCUUAUUCCAACCUACCAUCCCUCAGGGCCCCUCAACUCGGGUAAUUCUUUCCAUCCUUAAUACAUCUGCCUCUGCUUUGUUCCUUAAGGAACAGGAGGCUAAUUCAUCUAAAUAUGUAGAAUGCUGGAUAUGUUUUUCGACCUCUCCUCCAUUCUAUGAGGGUGUUGCUCUUUUUGGAAAUUUUACAUAUACCAAUGAUUCUGAGGGUUUAAAUGGAAAUUUCUUAGGAUUCACCCUCACAGAGGUAUCCGGGGCAGGGAGCUGCAUCCUGGGAGAGCAUAUGCUCCCCCCUCAACAAUUGUUAGAGAUAUGCAACUAUACCUUAUCGUAUAGUUGACAAUCGUUAAGAGUAUUUGCUAGCCCCAAAUCAUAUCUAUUUGGCAUGUUCCUCAGGAUUGACUACCUAUAUUAUAAUAUCUGAAUUUAUACAGCGUCGCGAUUAUUGCGUGCUGGUACAAUUACUUUCAAGACUUAGCAUUCAUGAGCCAGGAGACCUUCUAAACUUCUGGGAUGAAAACACCGAGAUGCCCCAUAGGGAGUAGAGAGAACCUAUUUCGGCUAUCACCCUUGCUGUCAUUCUAGGAUUAGUGGCAGCUGGAACAAGCACAGGCAUUGCCUCCCUUGUUACCUCUCAACAGAAUCGACAACAAUAUCAUUUACUUAGUGCUGCCAUUGAUAAGGACCUGGCCGAGCUCAGAGAUGGUUUAGCCAAUUUAAAAGAUUCUGUUGCUUCCUUAUCAGAAGUAGUAUUGCAAAAUAGGAGAGGACUUGAUCUGCUCUUCCUACAACAAGGAGGGCUUUGCACAGCACUAAGGGAGGAGUGCUGUGUUUAUGUGGAUAAGACAGGACUGGUAGAUGACAGUCUGAGGAGAGUAAAAGAAAGUUUAGAGAAACACAAAAGAGAAUGAGAACAACAGGAGUCUUGGUAUAAAAAUUGGUUCUCCACGUCCCUGUGGCUUUCCACCCUACUACCUUCUAUUCUAGGACUCUUCAUAGGGUUAUUACUGUUAAUCUCCUUUGGUCCCUGGGCUUUUCAACGAUUAACCCACUUCAUUAAAUCACAAAUAGAUUCUACCUUGCCCAGGAGUUCUGUCUCCAUACAGAACCACCGCUUAGAGAUGGGAAGAGCGAUGAACCUGGAAGAAGGACAAGAUUCUUCAGAGACCGCCUUGGUACCGGCCCCGGAGAGGCUCGACUUUACUAAACUUCUAAAAUAAAAAGUUCCUAGGCCUCCAACCUAUCACCCCUAGGCUAUCUUCUUGGGGAAGGAAAAGCAGGCCCUAGGUAGCCAUCUUAAGGACGGGCAACUUCCUCCUCCCUCUGACCAACCUAAGACAUGGGGCCUUGAGGGUGACAAGGUAACCCUACGACGGGUAAGGCUGAGGGUAGGGAGGUCGAUCCUAAGACAGAGAUGGCUACACACAUACUGGCCUAGCCCCCUGCCUAGGUACAUUUCCCCUGGCCGAUACGCCUUCCUAAAUAAAAGGAAAGGGAGAAAUGUGGAGAGCCAUCCUAAACAUAUGCUUGUAUCUCAGCCUAAAAUGGCUGCCGAGGAAAGUCAUGAGAACAGCAAACAAGAGCCUCUCCCAUGAACUGCCGGUUAAAGGGAAGAUAAGCCAUAGGACGUUCCAGUCUGGCACAAACACCAGAUGUCUCCACCGAUGACCCUUAUCUCUUCCUGCUGAAACUGCCAGAAAUAUCUGCCCCCUCCCCUUGCUAUGAGACAAGUUCCUCCUCUGAAAACUAUAAAACCUGUAAACCUUGCUGCAUUAAAUGAGACCUCGAUAAUUGAA